Molecule: messenger RNA, 2454 nt
Organism: Drosophila busckii
Lineage: Eukaryota; Metazoa; Arthropoda; Insecta; Diptera; Drosophilidae
Gene: tum
Product: rac GTPase-activating protein 1
Exons: 4
Coding region: 214-2100 (628 amino acids)
Biological process (GO): signal transduction
Source: RefSeq, a predicted model, not a curated record
CUAUCGAUAGAGAAGACUGAGUGUGCCUAUCGCCACAUGUUCAGCUCUAAUAAAAAAUUUGAAACAACGGCGAAAAAAAGACGCGUCCUUUGCCAGCGUGUUUAAUGCUUGUCUUAUCUUAUUUGCUUUAAAUAACUUUAAAAAAAAUCUAUAAGUUUACAAAAACGGAGUGCUAUUUUUGUGAUUAGAGUGCAGUGAAAAAAAUUAACUAUAAUGACGCUAUCGGUGUUGGCGUCGUUUGACGAUCUUCGACGCUGCAUGCAAGUGCUAACUGAUGGCAUAGCAGAAGAGGAAUUUCUGCGCUUUUUACAUUUGUUUGAAAAGUACGAUGAGAAGUGCAACGGCUAUGCCACACAAAAUGCGAGGCUGCAAACGGAACUGGACAAGUCGCUGGCUAAGAUGGGCGAUCUCGAGGGAAAACUGUACCAUGCACGUCGCAUAAUUGAUACAGAGAUUAAGGCACGCAGACAGGCGGAGCACGAGCGUGAUUCUAUGGAGAGCAAAAUAAUGGCCGUGGCCGAUCUGCUGCGACAUGAACGUAACCUAAACAACGAAACCCGCGACAAGUUGGCAUUUCUACAUACACUGCCAACGGCCUCUGGGCGCAAGCGCAAAUCGCUCAACACCUUGCAUGAAGACAAAUCAUAUGGUGAUAUAAAUUCAACCGGUUCGCUGCUUUCGGACUUGUCUAUAACACACUCCGAGGAUGAUUUUCUGGAUGUACGCCGUUCCAAGUCAUGGCGCGAGCAUCGACCCUCAUUGCCUAAGAAUCCAGUGCCGUCUGUGGGCAACAAGCGUUCGCGUCUCAGCACUGGACAUAAUAACAGCGGCUUAGGCACGCCCACAACAGCAACAACAAGACGUUCGGGCGCAGGCAUAGAUCAUCACACAUUGAAUGUGGGUCAAGGUACCGGCAGCGAGCGCUUUUGUGCAACAACUAAAGUGACAAUUCCACAAGAUGGCCAAGGCGUCAUUCGCGCCGAAUCCACAAUUGAGUCACUGCCGUUGAUGGGCGGGCAUGGACGCAUUGCUGAUGGACAGACUUCGACGCCAAGACGCUCGGCUGGCAAGGAGCCAACAGCGCCGCCAUUAACUCCACUCAAUGCUAUGGCGCACUUGACCAACGAAACUGGCAUGUCGCCCCGGCAACAGAAUCGGCCUUUAAUGCGCCAGCACAGCUUCAACCAAAAGACAUUCUUGCGUGGCGACAACUGUGUGCAGUGCCAGAAACGCAUUCGCUUUGGCGCUGUAGGGCUACGUUGUCGUGACUGUCCAGUGCGUUGUCAUCUGGAUUGUCGACCCUUGCUGACAGUCAGUUGCGUGCCACAGACGGGCACGCCCACAUUAAAGACCAUGAUGGGCUAUCUAAGCGACUUUGCGCCUACCAUUGCGCCUAUGAUACCCGCACUUGUAGUGCAUUGUGUUAACGAGAUUGAGGCACGUGGAUUGACAGAGGUGGGGCUCUAUCGCAUGUCCUCAUCGGAGCGCGAGUACAAGGCACUUAAGGAGCAGUUCUUGCGCGGCAAGGCCACGCCUCAUUUGGGCAAUAUCGACAUCUAUGUGUUGUGCUGUUGUGUCAAGGACUUUUUGCGCUCGUUGCGCGAACCGCUUAUACCAACAGCUCAGUGGAAGGAUUUCGCCAAUGCCGUGCAGCAUCCCGAUAGCAAGCAGGCUGAGCAGGCGCUGUACAAGGCUGUGGCACAAUUGCCGCCAGCAAAUCGCGACACUAUGGCCUUCCUGAUGCUGCAUUUCCAACGCAUUGCGGAAUGUCCUGUUGUCAUGAUGCCAAUUGACAAUAUAUCGCUUAUAUUUGGACCCACCAUUGUGGGUUACUCUUCGCUAGAUCCAGAUCAACAUGCCAUUUACACGGAGGUAUUCACACAAAAGCAAGUUAUGAAGGCGCUACUCGAGCUGCCUGGCAGCUUUUGGCAGCAGUAUCUGGCGCUGGAGCCAUCGCCAAUUGUAGCACCCGGCAGCGCCGUUAAGCGUGUGCCCAGCAACAACAGAGAUAUAUUCUCGCUAUAUGCCACACCUCUCAAGGGCACGAUGAAGAAACGAAAAUUCCAUGGCACCCCACCCAUGUCGGCGCAUAAGAAGUAGCUUAAACUAUAGUUUUUUGCACAGUAUUUUACGUAUCGCAGGCGCGCUUACUUAUAACAAAUACUUAAUUUUUUCUCAUUUUGUUUUGAAGCAUUCAUUUUUUUCGGAGCAGCUGCGUCUAAAAUGUGUAUUUAUAAACCUUAUCCCAAAUAAUGUUUAUAGAACGCAGCGCUUCAGUUUAUAUAACUAAUCUUAGUUGUGCAUAUGAUAAUCUCUCUUGAUAUUGAAGUUUUGCUUUAUUGUAUACAUGUACGUGUAUAAUAAACUAUUGGUACAAGGCUUGAAAUACUCUAUUACCUAAUCUAUGAAUUACACAAUAAAAUAUUGUAGUUGACAUGACAUACAUAUAACUAG